AGACAACAGGGUAAUAAAUUAUAGUAUAUUCGUGUAAACGUAUACUUACAUAAAUAAUAAUAAUCAGUUUUUAAAAACUACUGGUACACACAAUGUGGUGGGUAAAUUUCAAAAACAUUAUGUUGAAGUAAAGAAGCCAGGUACGAAAGAGAACAUACUAUAUAAUUCUAUUAAUAUGAAUUUCAAGAAAUGGCAAAACUAAUCUUUAAUGAUAGGAGGAGAAGUUAGAGUGGUUGUUUCUGUAGGGAUUUACUGGGAAGUGGCACAAGAAACUUUAAGGAAUGGAAAUGUUUUAUCUUGAUCUAGGUGGUGGCUGGAUGGGUGUAUUCAUACUUAUAAAAAAGAUUGAACUGUACAGUUAAUAUUUAUACAUGUAUUGAAUAUUUCACCUCAGUUUUAAAACUAUAAUACCUAAUAUUAUACCUAAUAAUAGUAAUUGUAGUUGCCUAUUGAUAACAGCAACUAAUAACACUUAUUGAAGCUUUACUGUGUGCCAGGGAUUUUCUAAGCACUUAAUUCCCUAAUACAUUAUGAGGUUUUAUUGUUUUCUCCAAUUUUACAGACAAGGAAACUGAGGCAUGGAGAGGUUAAGUUCACUUACCCAGUGUAACACCUUUGGCAGUCUGGUUUUGGAUUCUGUCCAACCACUGUGUGGCACUGCCCAGGAGCAUGAGCUCCAUUUCACUGACACUCUUUCCUUCCUGCUCAGAGAUGUGCUGAAUUUCCUGCGCUCAGGGGACCUGCCACCCAGGGAGCAUGUUCAGGCUGUGUACAAAGAGGCCCAGUACUAUGCCAUCGGGCCCCUCCUGGAGCAGCUGGAGAACAUGCAGCCUCUGAAGGGCGAGAAGGUGCGCCAGGCAUUUCUGGGACUCAUGCCCUAUUACAAAGACCACUUGGAGCGGAUUGUGGAGAUUGCCCAGCUGCGUGUGGUCCAGUGGAAGGCCCGCUUUGCCAAGCUCAAGGUCUGUGUCUUCAAGGAGAAGAUGCCCAUCACCCCGUUUGAGUGUCCGCUCCUCAACUCCCUGCGCUUUGAGCGGAGUGAGAGUGACAGGCAGCUCUUUGAGUACCACUGUGAAGUGGAUGUGUCUUUUGGGCCCUGGGAGGCUGUGGCUGAUGUUUAUGACCUGCUGCACUGCCUGGUCAUGGACCUCUCAGCCCAGGGCCUCACUGUAGACCACCAGUGCAUCGGGGUGUGUGACAAGCACCUCAUGGACCACUACUACUGCAAGCGCCCCAUCUAUGAGUUCAAGGUCACAUGGUGGUGAGUAGCCCUGGUAGGCAAGAGUCCCAUCAGGGAGGAUGUCCACCCUGCUUGGCAGCUCUGGGAGUAAGAUCCCUGAAGGGGCUGCUGACUGCCCCAGAAUCUGCCAAGGUGAGGACCAAGUCCUGAGGCACAGCUCCCAGGGGACAGAGCUGCCACUCCAGUCUCCCUGGCUGCACCUCAGGGUCAGGCUCAGGGCUUGCAGCUGCAGGGACUUGGGCCUGCACUCACCUGGCCUUUCCUCAAGGCCUGGUAGUCUUUCCUUAA
Messenger RNA from Sapajus apella (tufted capuchin), 1528 nucleotides. RefSeq names its product BTB/POZ domain-containing protein KCTD7-like. The coding region runs from base 579 to 1265 and encodes 228 amino acids. Lineage: Eukaryota; Metazoa; Chordata; Mammalia; Primates; Cebidae. The transcript has 2 exons. The record is from RefSeq and is a predicted model, not a curated record.